AUCAAAAUUCAAAACCCUUGUUUCCUCCUAUCAUAUCAUCGCCACCAAAAUCCAGAUCACCGCUGCAACAGAUUCCGAUCGACCACAACCAAAAUGGCCGCUCACCACCACCCGUGUCACCACCCUCCCGCCGCCGCCAAUCCCACCUACUGUCACUGCCACUGUUACUCCCCAACCUACACUCCUUGCCUCCACCCCCAACCACCGGACCCCCACCCCCACCACCACCCUCCCCAUCAGCCCCACCCCUAUUCAACCAUACCCCACCUCCCAAAUCCACCCCAGUACAACGAACCUCACCAAAACCACUAUUUCCAAGAAGAAAUUCGAACCUACCCCGCCGUCUCCUCCCUCCUCCGCCGCAUCGCCGCCCUCGAGUCCGCCCUCGGCCGACGCUCCUCCCACUCCUCCUCCUUCCAUUCCCUCCGCGACGCCGCCGCUCGCACCAUUCAGACCCAUUUCAGAUCCUUCCUUCUGCGCAGAUCGGUAACCCUCCGCCAUCUGAAAGACCUAGCUUCCAUCAAGUCAACACUCGGGAUUCUCAAAUCCUCUAUUUCUGAGAAAUCCCUUUUCAAUUACGACGUCGUUUACCACAAAGCCAUGGACCUGCUUCUCAAACUCGACACCAUUAAGGGUGGAGAUCCGAUGAUUAGAAAUGGUAAAGCUUCUGUGAGCAGAGAUUUGAAUAGAUUCUUCGAUUUUAUCGAUGGGGUUUAUGUACAAAGGAGGGGGCUUUCACUCUCGAGAGGGGUGAAUGUGAAAUCUAUUGUUUCAGAUAGUGUAAGAAAAACGGACAAUGUGAAACACGGAGGACAAAAAAGAGUUCAAAUGGAGAAACUGAAGGCUCUGGUUUCAAGAAUCGAUAAACUAGCCGAGGAGCUCGAUGAAGAAGAAGAAGAGGAAGAGCAAGACGAAGUCAUCGAAAAACCUAGCGACGGAUUUACUACAAGAAAUCGUGCGGGGUUGCUGAAGCAGCGUGGUGGGGUCCACCCGAAAGUGAAGAAAAAUGUGAGCUUUGCGGAGAAUGGGAAGGUUUGCAGGGUAUUGAGGAAAGCCCGUGAGCCGAUUCUUGAAGAUUAUUGCAAUGAAAGCAAUGAUAGGGACAGUUCGGUUGAUGCUGAAGAUGAAGAUUUUAGUCGAGAAGUUGAAGAAAUUGGAGUAUCUUCUAAAGAUGACGAUGAAGAAGAAGAAGAUGAUGAAGAUGAAGAUCAAUUGGAAAAUGGCGAUGAAAAAGGAUCGCGGAUUUAUUCGACUAGUGGAGAUAAUUUUGAGAGGAAGAGGUAUGAAAAUGAGGAAACUGAUGAGUUCGUGUUUUCUGCCCCGAUGCCUGCGAAGAUGGAAAAGAGAGGUGCGACUCAAACGACGAGAGAAAGAAACUAAAAUGACAUCUUAAGAUUGUUUGACUUGUUUUUUCUUUUUUGGGGGGUUGAAUUGAAAUUAAAUUUAGUGGAUUUGGAUUUGGAUUUGUGUUGCAUUUAGGUUUUCUUGUUUUUAGGUUUGCAUUUAUGUUGUAUGUUUUUCUUACUUAGGUUUCAUUGUAUUAUUAACAUUUGAAAUUCAUCAAUGUUGUGGUAGAGUUUGUUUUGAUGCUAUAAUAUUUGUUUAGUGGC
Molecule: messenger RNA, 1610 nt
Organism: Erythranthe guttata (spotted monkey flower)
Lineage: Eukaryota; Viridiplantae; Streptophyta; Magnoliopsida; Lamiales; Phrymaceae
Source: RefSeq, a predicted model, not a curated record